AUGUCCGGCACAGGUCCUCGCGAGAAUGUCUUCGCGACUCGAAUGGCGCUCACCAACACCAAACUGCGGCUCAAGGGUGCCCAAACAGGCCACUCGCUGCUAGCCAAGAAGCGAGACGCUUUGACAACACGGUUCCGAGCCAUCCUGCGCAAGGUCGACGAGGCAAAGCGGAAGAUGGGCCGAGUAAUGCAGGUGGCCUCUUUCUCGAUGGCCGAAGUCACCUAUGCAACCGGUGAUAUCUCGUAUUUGGUACAGGAGCAGGCAAAGCUGGCCUCCUUUAGGGUGAAGACGAGGCAGGAGAACGUUUCUGGUGUCGUCCUACCUGCGUUCGAGGUUGAUCGUGUUCCAGGAUCAGAUUUCAAUCUAACCGGUCUUGGACGAGGAGGGCAGCAGAUCCUAAAGGCCAGGGAGGUUUAUGCCAAGGCUCUGGAGACGCUCGUUGAAUUGGCGUCGUUACAAACUGCGUUUACGAUUCUUGACGAAGUGAUUCGAGCUACCAACCGCCGAGUCAAUGCAAUCGAGCACGUCGUCAUUCCCCGACUAGACAACACCAUCAAAUACAUCAUGAGUGAACUUGACGAAAUGGACCGCGAAGAGUUCUUCAGGCAAGUCGAUUCAUUCAGACCGCACAAGACAUAUCUACUGACGGAGGACCCCAGAUUAAAGAAGGUGCAGGCCAAGAAGAAGAGGGACAAUGCAAUCCGCGACGCAAAUGAGGCCGAGAAGCAGCAACAGGAGCCAUCGUUCGUCGAUACUUUGGAGGAAGGUGAAGGAGUAUCCACCGAUCUUCUUCGCAGCAAGGACGAAGAUGUUAUUUUCUAG
This is a messenger RNA of Coprinopsis cinerea okayama7#130, 822 nucleotides long. Its product is annotated as vacuolar ATP synthase subunit D. Gene Ontology annotation, cellular component: fungal-type vacuole membrane; vacuolar proton-transporting V-type ATPase complex. Bases 1 to 822 code for a protein of 273 amino acids. NCBI's taxonomy places the organism in Eukaryota, Fungi, Basidiomycota, Agaricomycetes, Agaricales, Psathyrellaceae. Gene Ontology annotation, molecular function: proton-transporting ATPase activity, rotational mechanism. Gene Ontology annotation, biological process: vacuolar acidification. The record is from RefSeq and is a predicted model, not a curated record. The transcript has 3 exons.